AUGGAACGCCAAUCACGUGGCGAUGGUGAUACCAACGAUCCACCCAGAAUAACUGAUCCGAGUGUUACCAAGCCUCGCAAAAGAGGUCUUUCCUUGAGAUCGCAACUGCUCAAUAAGAAGCUACUGAACAAUCCGGCCACAAACAAUUCUGUACCAGAUAUCGAGCUUUCAGAGGUAGAUGCAUCACAUGAAGGUAGUGACAGCCAAGCGGUCAAGACUGAGCCAAAGGAGAGAUUUGCUGAGGAAUCAUAUCAUGAUUUAGUUUUGGAGGAUAGGGAGCCCACUAGUGGAGAUCAAUCAUCAAGAAAGACAUCUUUUCUGAAAAAUCUACACAAUAAAUUGUUAGGAGUUAAAAAUGUAUCCAAUUCGAAAGGACAAAGAAGAGUUCCACUUCAAAUAGGUGGAGAAGCUCCUAACUAUGCAUAUCUCCAAAACAAGCAAGGAAAGUCGCUGUUGAAAGAUCCGAAGACAAAUAAGGCUUUUUGCGAUAACAACAUCAAGUCCUCAAGAUAUACGCUGGCGACUUUUGUUCCACGACAAUUGUAUGCACAGUUUUCAAAGGUAGCUAACUGUUAUUUUUUGUGCAUUUCUAUCAUGCAAAUGAUCCCUUCUUGGUCUACCACAGGUACAUACACUACUAUUAUCCCAUUGAUGGUUUUUGUUAGCAUAUCAAUUGCGAGAGAAGGGUACGAUGAUUGGAAAAGACAUCGUCAAGAUAAAGAUGAGAAUCACAAAAAGGUUAUGGUGGUAGCCUCUCAAUCUCCAGGCCUCUAUUCAAACACCACACUCAGAAGUGCCAAUUCUUUGUCCGAACUCAACACUGAUAUUGGUGACACAGAACCCUACCAAGCCCAAGUGCUUGGACGCUCAAGAGGUAGCACUAUAUCCGAAUCCAAUAAUGUGUUUGAUGGUAUAGAGGAACGCUUUUCUGGAAAACGUUUCCAUCUAUCCAAAUCUUACUGGAAAGAUGUCAGAGUUGGGCAGGUUAUUGUACUCAAACGAGACGAUUGGGUUCCUGCAGAUAUCAUACUCCUUUCUUCUACUGGAGAUUCGGGCGAAGUUUUCAUUGAAACAAUGGCAUUGGAUGGAGAAACUAACCUAAAGGCCAAAGUUCCCCAUCCUGAGCUUUACAAGCGCUGCAAUACUAACACAGGAUUAGAAGCGGUCCAGGCCGAUGUUUCCACUGAAAAUCCGAACUUAGACCUUUACAACUUUGAGGGCUCGUUGAAAUUCAAAGGCGAGUCCAUAAGUUAUCCUCUUGGUCCAGAUAAUAUCGUUUACAGAGGAUCAAUUAUUAGAAACACAGAUUACUGCUUAGGACUUGUUAUCUUCACAGGUGAGGAAACAAAGAUUCGAAUGAACGCAAUCAAGAAUCCGAGGACUAAGGCUCCAAAACUUCAGAGGGCUAUUAAUAUGAUCGUGUUCUUCAUGAUUUUUGUUGUCGCUUCCUUGUCUGCAUUCCUAACGAUGGCACAGAGAAUUUGGUAUGAGAAGACAAAAGAUCAGUACAUUUAUCUUUACGAAGAAGAUGUUGGGGUAGCUGCGACACUGAUGGGAUACAUUGUUAUGCUCAAUACUUUGAUUCCGUUAUCUUUGUAUGUUACGAUGGAAAUCAUUAAAGCAAUGCAACUUGUUCUCCUGCAAAGCGAUAUUGACAUGUAUGACAGGAAAUCCAAUACUCCAGCAGAGGCCAGAACCGCAACGAUUCUUGAAGAGCUGGGACAGGUCAGCUACAUUUUCUCCGAUAAAACCGGAACUCUAACGGACAACUUGAUGCUUUUCAGAAAAUUUACAGUCGCAGGAACUGCCUGGGUACACGAUAUAGAUCUUGUGAAUCAACAGAAUGAGCAAGGAGACGAGCCAGAAGAGACAGAUAGCCCCAAUCUUGAAGUGAAUGGAAACAAAGAAACUUUGGAACCCCGAACUAGUAUUUCUCAUCGUGGUGGUCAAGCUACUUAUACGGGACGUCCUAGUUUAGCAUCCAUUUCUUCCAAUCAUAAUCCAAAACAGUCAGAAACUACAACCACUAUCUCCCUUGAAGCUUCAACUUCAAGCUCUCCUACUAAAUCCUUUUCAGAUCCUAGCUCCACAGGAAGCCUCAAGUCUACUGUUGAGCUGAUUCGGUAUUUGCAGAGGUACCCAAGUUCGUUUUUCUCAAAGCAAGUCAAAUUCAUGCUAUUGUCUCUUGCCCUAUGUCAUUCAUGUUUGCCACGUAGGGCAGAUCCGGGAGCAUCCGAUGAUGAUGACGAGGAUAAUAUAAAUUAUCAAGCUUCUUCCCCUGAUGAACUGGCUUUAGUGAUUGCUGCUAGAGACAUGGGUUACAUUGUUUUUGACCGCAAAUUAAAGAUGUUAACUUUAAAAGUGUACCCUAAUAGUUUUGAUGGCGAACCAGUUUUAGAAAACUAUGAGAUAUUGGACACUGUGGAAUUCACUUCAUCAAGAAAACGGAUGUCUGUUAUAGUGAAAUUUCCCGAUGGUCGAAUUUGCAUGUUGACAAAAGGUGCAGAUAACGUUAUGCUAGAAAGGUUCAGAGAUAAAGAGCUUGUGGAGCGGAAGAUCAAGGAAUUAAAAAAGCAAACUAGUGAACGUAAGAAUCAAGAAGCUGAUAUCGUUUUGCAACACAAGAAUGAAGAUGCUUCUGCUAAUGUGCGGACUUCUAUAUCAAGUAUUGGAUCUUCUCUAGCGGAAAGAGUUAGUCUUCAAAUUGGCCGAACGUCUCUGCAUGUAAAUCCUGACCCCCACAACAGUAUUGACGGCAGAAUUAUGAAUGAGGAGCCUGACGAGGAAGAGGAGUACGUGAAGAAUAUAACAAAAUCCUCCCGCAAAUCCAUUCAUCUCCAACAAGCAAAGAAGUAUGAUAUCUCCAGUGAACCAACUGCCGAUUCUCCAAUUGAAGAUUAUGUGACAUCAGAAAAGUUAGUUUUUAAUGAGGAGUUUGUUUUAGAGAGAACGUUGCAGCACAUUGAGGAAUUUUCUGUUGAAGGUUUACGAACUUUGAUGUAUUGUUAUAGAUGGCUUGACAAGGAUGUUUAUGAACGAUGGAGCCAACAGUACGCUGAUGCUAAGUCUUCUCUUACUGAUAGAAAAUAUAAUAUAGAGAAAGUUGGAGAAAUACUUGAAUUCGAUUUCGAAUUGGUAGGGGCUACCGCAAUCGAGGAUAAACUUCAAGAAGGAGUUCCCGAAGCUAUCGAGAAGCUGCGUAAAGCUGGCAUCAAACUGUGGAUGCUUACUGGAGAUAAGAAGGAAACGGCCAUUAACAUAGGUUACUCCUGUAAGUUGAUUAAAGAUUACUCCUCAGUAGUCAUCUUAAGCAGUGAUGAAGGAAUUCAAAACUUAUCGACAAAAAUGGCUGCUUCCGAACUGGAAAUAAAAGAAGGAAAUGUAGCUCAUUGUGUUGUCGUAGUAGAUGGAGCCACCUUUACGGAUAUAGAGAAUGAUCUGACAUUGAUGACCUUAUUUAUUGAACUUGGUGUUAAAGCCGAUUCGGUCAUUUGCUGCCGAGCUAGUCCGUCCCAGAAAGCUACAAUGGUUUCUGUCAUUCGAAAGUACAACAUGAAGAAGGUUACUCUAGCAAUUGGGGAUGGUGCAAAUGAUAUUGCAAUGAUUCAACAAGCUGACAUUGGUAUUGGCAUCACUGGUAAAGAAGGUUUACAAGCGGCGAGAACUUCGGAUUACUCAAUUGCACAAUUUAGAUUUCUUUUGAAACUGCUUUUAGUCCAUGGAAGGUACAACUACAUUCGAACGUGCAAGUUUGUUUUGUGUACCUUUUACAAAGAAAUUCUAUUCUACCUAACGCAGGCAAUUUAUCAAAGAUACACACUAUUCACAGGCUCGUCGUUGUAUGAAUCAUGGUCUUUGUCUAUGUUCAAUACUUUGUUUACCUCACUUCCUGUCCUUUGUAUAGGCAUGUUGGAAAAAGACCUGAAGCCUUCGACGCUGCUUGCCGUUCCUGCUCUUUACAAGAUUGGAAGAAAUUAUGAGGCAUUCAACUUAGUAACGUUCAUUUACUGGAUGCUUUUAGGUACUUCUCAAAGUCUCCUCAUUUCAUUUGCUAACUACUUAGGCUGGGGAGGAUCCAGCAGCCAGGAUAAUACGACGUAUCCAUUGGGAGUUGCAUCUUUCACAGCUCUAGUCUUCGUUGUGAACUUGAAAUGUCAGGUUUUAGAGAUGCAUAACAUCACCAAAUUCUCCUUGAUUGGAACUCUUGUAUCAUGCUUAGGGUGGUUCCUGUGGCUAAUACUUUUGACAGGACUUUAUCAGAGCAAGGAUUCGAAGAUUUUUUUUGUUAAAUCUGGGCUCUUUCAUACAUUCGGCACGGACAUCACCUGGUGGUGCAAUUUGCUAGUCCUUAUCCUAAUUGGACCAUUGUUAGACAUUAUCCUGACCGUCAUUAAGAAAGACUUAAUUCCUUCUGAUACAGACAUAUUUCAAAACAUUGAAAAGAUUCCCAUGUUUCGGAAGACAUUUGAGAUCAAGGCAUUCCCGUAUAUGUUUCAGGGUUGGACUUGGCCCCACGAAUCUGUUAUACUGGAAGAGAAAAAGCUUUCUGUUUCACCUUUCAAAAGGAAUUACUACAAUUUCAAAUCGAUUUUGAAGAAGGGAUCAACCGGCCCGACAAUGACUACAAGAAAGCGGAAUGGGACACUACCCUCCAUCUACGAGCUUCCUCCGGGUUCACCAAGCGUUGUCCGCAAGGUAACUUCGAAGGACGGCUACGAAUCUGAGAUUUUACCCAGUGGUAAAGUAAUUCAAGUAAAACAUGGAGUCUCUAGAUUGAAAAAAGUGACAAGGAUGUUUAAGUUGGACAACGUAGAUGAAGAAACUGACUAUGACACUGAGGCGAUUAUAGAUAGAAGAAUCAAAGAGACAGAGACUUAG
Komagataella phaffii GS115 is the source of this 4878-nucleotide messenger RNA. RefSeq lists its product as uncharacterized. The transcript has a single exon. The record is from RefSeq and is a predicted model, not a curated record. Lineage: Eukaryota; Fungi; Ascomycota; Pichiomycetes; Pichiales; Pichiaceae. Gene Ontology annotation, biological process: endocytic recycling; post-Golgi vesicle-mediated transport; intracellular protein transport. Bases 1 to 4878 code for a protein of 1625 amino acids. Gene Ontology annotation, molecular function: magnesium ion binding; ATPase-coupled intramembrane lipid carrier activity; ATP binding. Gene Ontology annotation, cellular component: plasma membrane.